Molecule: messenger RNA, 1014 nt
Organism: Suncus etruscus (white-toothed pygmy shrew)
Lineage: Eukaryota; Metazoa; Chordata; Mammalia; Eulipotyphla; Soricidae
Product: trace amine-associated receptor 1-like
Exons: 1
Coding region: 1-1014 (337 amino acids)
Biological process (GO): G protein-coupled receptor signaling pathway
Cellular component (GO): membrane
Molecular function (GO): trace-amine receptor activity
Source: RefSeq, a predicted model, not a curated record
AUGAUGUCUUCAUGCCACGAUAUAAUUAAUACUUCUUGUGUGAAAAGCGACUGGUCAAAUGAUGUUCGUGCUUCCCUUUACAGUCUAAUGGUGCUCAUAGUUCUAAUCACACUAGUUGGCAAUCUUUUUGUAAUUAUUUCCAUAUCACACUUCAAGCAACUUCAUACUCCGACUAAUUGGCUCAUUCAUUCCAUGGCCACCGUGGAUCUUCUGUUGGGGUGCCUGGUCAUGCCUUAUAGUAUGUUGAGAACUGUUGAGCAAUACUGGCAUUUUGGAGAAAUCUUCUGUAAAAUCCACAGCAGUGCAGAUAUUAUGCUGAGUUCAGCAUCUAUUUUCCACUUAUCCUUCAUUUCCAUUGACCGCUAUUAUGCUGUGUGUGAACCAUUGAGAUACAAAACCAAAAUCAACAUGUUGGUUAUUUUUGUGAUGAUCUUCAUCUCCUGGUUUGUUCCUGCUAUUUAUGCAUUUGGAAUGAUCUUUUUGGAGCUAAACUUCAAAGGAGCUCAAGAGAUAUAUUAUAAAAACAUUUACUGUAAAGGGUGUUGCUCUGUCUUCUUUAGUAAAAUAUCUGGGGUACUUGCCUUUAUGAUUUCUUUCUAUAUACCUGGGUCUAUUAUGUCAUGUGUCUAUUAUAGAAUAUAUUUUAUAGCUAAGGGACAGGUAAGAUCAAUUAAUGGUACCAAUCAACUUCAACCUGGACUGGAAGAGGAAAAUAGAAAUUCCCGAAGCAGAGAAAUGAAAGCUGCCAAAACCUUAGGGAUUGUGAUGGGAGUUUUCCUGAUUUGCUGGUGCCCUUUCUUUAUCUGUCUGGUUCUUGAUCCUUUCUUGGACUACACCAUCCCACCUGCCUUGAAUGAUUUACUGAUUUGGUUUGGUUACUUGAAUUCUACUUUUAAUCCAAUGGUUUAUGCAUUUUUCUAUCCCUGGUUCAGAAAAGCACUGGAGAUGAUCUUAUUUGGUAAAAUUUUCCAAAAAAAUUCUUCUAGGUACAAUUUAGUUUUAGAAGCAAAUUAA